Molecule: messenger RNA, 3885 nt
Organism: Solea solea (common sole)
Lineage: Eukaryota; Metazoa; Chordata; Actinopteri; Pleuronectiformes; Soleidae
Gene: ttc34
Product: tetratricopeptide repeat domain 34
Exons: 8
Coding region: 114-3449 (1111 amino acids)
Molecular function (GO): protein binding
Source: RefSeq, a predicted model, not a curated record
CUCGGUGACCGUCCCGGACGUCCAACAGAGGCGACAUUAGCAGGAGGGAAUUCCCUGUCCUGUGAAGCUUGUUGCGGUGAGGAGAGCAGUUUGAAAGAGCCCGCUGUCUGGUCAUGGCUGCUCCCCUUCAACUUGGAGUGAAUGUUUCACAGCUUUGUGAGGAUGCAGAAAAGUACCUUGAGGCAGGAGACCUGGGGAGAGCCACAUCUCUCUACAUGUCUGCCUUCAGGACCCACGCUGCCUCCACCAUGUCCCACAUGCGAAAACUGGAGAAGCUCUGCCUGGAUGGGGUGAUUUUAACCCUUGAAAGUUGGCUUGACAGUCAUGGUGAGAACCAGCCUGCUGAAAGUCUCAAUAAAGGUUUGGUGGCUGUGUUUCUGUCCACACUCUGCCCCAACAAUCUGUCAGCCACCAUUUUCAAAAUGGAGUCUCUUCUUCAGAGUGGCAGGCAUGGCUGCGAGGAGAUUUUUGCUCGCUGCACGGCCCUGCUUGAAGGAAAGAGAAGCCCUCAUCCAGAGGGGAUGACUCGCAUGGUCUUGGACAUAACUCGUGCUCUGGCCUGCUUGUUGGCAGAGCCUCAUAGUAUUAAGGGUUUGAAGCUUUACCUUGAAGCUUACCAGAGUAACAAAUCUGAAAUUGUCAUGCUUGUGAAAACCAGACAGACUCAGCAUAUAUCAAAAAUAGUGAAGGCUUUCAUUAUUCAAAUACAACCCCUUCAUCCCACUCUGAUGUUGGACAGCACAUCUGCAGUAACGAAGAGUGAGAAUGAGCGGCUCAGCGCGGGUACUUCCUCUGCAAUGUUUGAGUUUUUGAUGGCUAUUUCGCCCGAUAACACAGAAGUGCAGGAACUUCAAGCAGCACAUUUGUUUUUGACAGCCAGGUUUGUGGAGAGUGCAGAAGUGUACUCUGCUCUCCUGCAUCAAGGUCAUUGCCAGACGAUGUCAGAGAGUAGAUUAGACCAGCCUUUCAAAGACAGUCUUGAGAGGAGAGCAAGGCUCUUAACCAGUCGAGCGGCUGCCUGGUUCUCGGCAGGUGGGCAUACUGCAGCGGCAUGUAGCGAUCUUGGGGAGGCAUUUGAGAUCCACCCUGCCACGGCCCGGAUUUAUUUUCAAAGGCUCUUCACAGAUCAUGGUACAGGGUUGGCUACCCGAAGCCAUCUCCGUCAGCAGGCAGAGAGAGGUCUAUGUGGUUACAGAGAGAAGGUCCUCAUGCGUCCAGACCUUCGGUCCACUGAAGGGGUUGAACUCCUAGACCCUGUGAUCACUCAGUUACGUGCUCUGUGCCAUUUGGAGCCUGACGGAGGAGGAAGAGAGCUCAGGAUACGACUUGCUGACUGUCUUCUCCUCAGAGGGGAAAACAAGGAGUCCCUCUCCAUCUGUAGCCAGCUAGCUGCCGCCAAAGGUCAGCAGAGCUAUCAAAACACAGUGCAGGUUCUCCGUGGAUAUGCAAGACUGCUUUCUGAUGACCACAAGGGGGCAUUAGAAGACUUCCAGGCUGUGAUUGAACACAACACCCCUCACCCAUCCAGCUGUGUGCGGGCACUCUGUGGCAGGGGGCUCCUACGCAUGAUGAGUGGUUUAAACUACCUCACAGCUCUUGACUAUGUGACAGCAAGCCGGCUUCAUUCUCAGGAAACAGCAGUGACUGUUCGCUGUUUGGUGCCAUGGAACUGUCGGGGACUGCUGUUUACUGUUUUAGUGGAGCAGGGACGAGUCAUGCUGGAGGGGACCGGAGAGAAAGAGUUCAAGUCCACAUCUACUAAAGACUCCCAGCAGCUUCAGAAGGACAAUCUGCAGCAUGUUCUGUCAAAGAGAGACAAUGACAGAUUAGGAAUUCCUACUGGAGUUCACUCCUUGGCAGUGCUGCUGAUGGAGCUCCAGCCAGGGGCUGAUGGGCCUCAGAUCCUGGCAGCAGAUGCCUUGUACCAGCUCGGCAGAGUGGAGGAGGCUUACCGGCUACUGCUCUCUGUUGCACCCACCAGUGCACGCGCACCCAUUCUGGCUCGCCUCACCCUGCUGCAGCUGCACAGAGGCUUUCUGUAUGACACCAAUCAGCUCCUGAAGAAGCUCAUUCAGUGCGGUGAUACGAGCUGCUUGCGCUCCCUACUGGCGGUGGCAAAACUCAAGGACCGGACAUUGCUACAUAGACACUGUCACUCUGCUGCAAAACGUAUCCUGGAAGACUCGCAAGAGGAGAGCGCUAUCAGGGAGGCUGUGGCUUAUCUCUCAGUUGCCAUCAUGGCAUCUGGUGGUGAGGCAGCAGACUCGUUGUUGGAAAGAGCCAGGUGCUAUGUGCUGCUGGGCCAACGAAAGACGGCCAUCUUUGAUUUCAGUGCCAUUAUAAAGGAUCACCCAAAACAUGUCCAGGCCCUCUGUGGAAGAGGCUUCACCUAUUUGAUGUUGAAUCAGGAAAAGGAAUGCACUCACGAUAUCCUGACAGCACUACAGAUAAACACUGACACUGUCAUCAAAGACAUCGUGUCACUGAAGGACAAGGCGCGGAAGCUCGUCUGUGAUUGGCUGCAUCAGUUCUGUCGGACCAAUCUGUUGGACAUCGUUGACACUCACACCAUCCCCUGCCAUGAAGAGCAGCUCAGAGAGGCUUUUAUAAUUGGUGGAGCUUUGAUAAGGACCGACUGCAGAGACCCCAGAUGGCAUCUCCUCUAUGUGGACGCACUCUUAGCCAAAGGUGAAGUAAAGGCUGCAGGCGCUCAUCUGUGCCAGGUGUUUGGCCAGGAGCCAAGAGAUGCGGUGGCUCAGGCCAGGUUGGGUGUGGUGGAGGCCUGGCAGCAGAACUACCACAGCGCAGCACGCAGGCUCAGCAAAGUGACAGAGAGAGAUCCAUCCAGUCGGGACUUCUUACUGGCACUGAUCCCAUUCAAUCAGCGCAAACAUAUUGCACAGGCAGCAGCCCUGGAGGCCAGCACCAUGUCCUCAGGUGGUCAUUGGGAUCAGGCACUCACACUCCUCACUGUAGCAGUGACAGUAGCGGGCGAUCACAGGCUCCACUAUCUUCGCCAAAGGGCUGCAUGCCUGGCUCAGCUGGGCUUACAUGAGCGGGCUGUCACUGACCUGGACACAAUUAUCCAGAAACACAGUGGAUCCAACUCCAGCUGCUCAUAUGAACAUCAAGUGUGGGCGGAGGACAUGUGUCGGCGAGGUCGCAGCCUGGUGCUCUGUUCCAGAGAAGCAGCAGCUCUAGAGGAUUUCACGCAGGCCCUGCAGCUCCACAGGGAACAGGCCCUCCACUGUGUGGAGACUGGAUUGGGGAGGCAGCGUCUGGGUGAAUGCUUCCUGCGGGGGGCGCUGCAGCACUACGGGGAGCAGCAGCUCAGUAAAGCCUGGACAUUUAUUGAAUGCGGCCUCAUUGUUGAUGGUGAGAACACAGAACUCCGCAGACUGAGGGCAAAGGUCAAAAGGGAAGUGGCCAGCCCUUGCAAUGUCAACUAAUGCAAAAAGUGUGAAAAGGAGCUUCAGCUGAGCUUCUAGAAUGUAGCCAUGUUAGUGCCUGUACAUGUGUUUGGUAUUAUGGAGAAACCAGCUAACCAGCUAACCAACUAAUGAAGAAUCUUCCAUAAUCUUAAUAGGAGAUUUACUGUACUUGUUCUUUAAGCACACAGUAUUACAGUAUUAAAUAUAAUCACAGAACAACAGUAUAUUGGAUAUGAGAGGAGACUGUGACUCAUAGAUAUUUGCAACACCAACAUUUUAUUGAAUUAUCCCUUUAUUUCAUUAGCCAGUAAAAUUUGGGAGUUCAUAUGUUUGAUGACGGAAAUAUAGGUAAGCUAAUUAUUUUGGAAAUGGGAACAAAAUAGGAUGAGUAUAUGUUAAAAGGAGAUUAUAUGGUUAUCGAUAAUGGGAUUAUACCUUUUCAUCUGAAGUUGCA